AUGGACGCUUACCUUAGUCGUCUCAUGAAUGAUAAUGUCAACCCUGAUAGCCUCUUUGACGACGAGUAUUACCUGUUUGCUGGUGAAGGCUCAAAUCCUGAUGACAUGGAGCACGACGAAUUGGAAGACUCAAGACACAAUACCUAUGUCGACCAUGAGCCAUUGGACUAUGUCUACUCAAACCUCCCAGACCACACACACAUCCUGAAGCACGCCGCAAAUUGCGAUCACUGCAAGGCCAAGAAGUUUGUGUCUGAGGCCCCGGGAUUCUGCUGUCGCAGUGGGCAGAUCCAGCUGAAGCAACCGGAGCCCGUCCCGGAGCUAAUGAGGCUUUGGUCUGGCAUGGAUUCGGACUCAAGGCAUUUUCGGGAUAACAUACGAUUCUUCAACGGCCACUUCUCCUUCACAACCCUCAGCGUCAGCCUUGAUGAAAGCUACACAAACAUGAAGUCUGGGGUGUACACGUUCCGGGCGCACGGCACCAUCUACCACAACAUUCAUUCCUUCGGGCCAACAUCACGUCCAGAUCAUCUACAGUUGUACUUCUACGACGACGAUCCAGGCCUAACCCAUCGCAAGGCUGCCACCGAGCAAUUAGACCAAGAUGUCGUCAGAAAGUUAGUGGACAUACUCAGGGAAAACCCGUACUCCCAGCAGUUUAGGAGUUUGGGUGCGCACAGGGACAACCUCGACGAUUACAGGAUAGACCUCAACACUGACCAGAGACUAGAGCAACGGAAGUAUAAUAGUCCUCUGUCAUCUGAGGUCGCUGCAAUUUGGGUGGAGGGCACUGACCUAGCAAAGAGGUUCGAUCGUAGGAUUACACUUUGCGGGAAUGACAACCAGAGGCACAAGGGGAAUAGCAGGUUAUGCGUCUCGGUGAGAGACUACUACUAUUACAUGCUCCAGACACGACCUGGGAUAUUCAAUCCCAUACUCUGUGGAGCACGAUUGCUCCAGCAAUGGGGGGUGGACAUGUACAUCAAGAUUGAGAGUUGUAGGUUGAAAUGGUACAGGAAGAACCAAACAAAGAUCCGUGCCGACCUGUAUAAAGGAGUUGUUGAUGCAAUUACAUCCGGGGAGACCCGGGCAAGCGCUGUUGGAGUAAGGAUAGUGCUACCUGGAACGUACCCAGGUGGCGACCGCGACAUGAAGCGGAGGCAUAUGGAUGCCAUGGCAAUUGUCCAUACUUACGGGAAGCCUGACAUCUUCUUGACCAUGACCUGCAACCCUAACUGGGAAGAGAUAACGAAUGAGUUGUUUCCUGGACAGACAGCGCAAGACCGACCUGAUCUUGUGGCUCGUGUGUUCCAUGGCAAGCUAGAGGCUAUGAAAGAGAUGUUGUUCAAGAAGAAUAUACUGGGUGUUGUUGUUGCACAUGUAUGCGUAGUCGAGUUCCAAAAGAGGGGCCUCCCCCACGCACACUUUUUGUUGAUCAUGGAUUCUGCCUAUAAGCUUGUCGUUCCAGAGCAGUACGACCGACUCAUUUCUGCCGAGCUCCCAGACAAGCAAAAGUAUCCUGAACUCUACGCCUUGGUGGUGAAACAUAUGAUGCAUGGACCAUGCGGUGCUCUCAACCCCAAAAAUGUUUGCAUGCAACAGAACGAGUGCAAGUGCAGAUACCCGCGUUCGUUCAAUGAAAACACGGCACAGGGCAAGGACUCAUACCCUGUUUAUCGUCGUCGAGAUAAUGGUCGGCAGGCUAAGAUGUUCAAUUGCCACAUAAACGUUGAGGUUUGCUCCAGCAUAAAGGCCGUCAAAUACCUUUACAAGUACAUAUACAAGGGCCAUGAUAGGGCUUCUUUCAGCAUCGACCAGCCUGACGCUGAUGGUAACAUUGAUGAGAUCAAAAAAUACGUAGACGCGAGGGUGGCAUUCAAUGAGCAAGCUCACUUGACCGACGUAGUCGCCUAUGAGAAAGCUUCCAAAUCCAUGUUGACAGAGUAUUUUAAAGCUAACCAAAACCACCCGUGGGCUAGGAAUAUAUUGUACAAGGAUUUUCCUGGAAGGUUUACAUGGCAGAAGGGUAAGAAGUAUUGGAAAGAGCGGACAUCCUAUGAGGACCUGCUCACCGUGGACGGUAGGCUAUGCGGGAGCUUUAGAGAGGCUGCCGAAAGGUUGGGACUCAUCGAGGCAGAUAACACGCUUGACGACUGUCUUACCGAGGCAGGGCAGUGGGCGAUGCCAUGUUCGCUCAGGAGGCUCUUCGCAACAAUUUUGGUGCACUGUGAGCCAGGUGACCUGCGUGGUUUAUGGGAUAGGCACUUCGAGCCUAUGUCUGAUGACUAUCGGCGAUCACACACGUGCUCGAUUGAGGUGGAACAGAUGGUGUUGCUUGACAUUAGGGGUAUGUUGCAGUCCAUGGGCAAAGACAUAGCUGAUUUCUCUCUUCCAUGCAUUGACGAUGCAUUCGACCCAACCGAGGGAGAGGCCAGAGAAGUGAUCGAGGAAUCCAACGUCGAUUUUGACAUCAACGACACUAAAUUGGCCUCGUCGCUAAACUUGGAGCAGAGGGUUGCAUACGACGAGAUACUAGCUUCUGUUGAACGCGGUGAUGGGGGUGUGUUCUUUGUUGAUGGACCGGGAGGUACAGGGAAGACCUUCCUGUACAGGGCGCUGCUCGCCAAGGUUCGAAGCGAGGGAAACAUCGCUACCGCUACCGCGACGUCAGGCGUCGCCGCUUCUAUCAUGCCUGGAGGCAGGACUGCCCACUCGAGGUUCAAGAUCCCAUUGAGCUGCGACGAUGGCGCCUCAUGCACCUUCAUGAAACAGAGUGGUACCGCCAAGCUACUAAGGAUGGCCUCAUUGAUCUAUGGGACGAGGCCACCAUGA
This is a messenger RNA of Aegilops tauschii subsp. strangulata, 2832 nucleotides long. The record is from RefSeq and is a predicted model, not a curated record. NCBI's taxonomy places the organism in Eukaryota, Viridiplantae, Streptophyta, Magnoliopsida, Poales, Poaceae.